Molecule: messenger RNA, 708 nt
Organism: Ambispora leptoticha
Lineage: Eukaryota; Fungi; Glomeromycota; Glomeromycetes; Archaeosporales; Ambisporaceae
Source: the annotation of a GenBank genome assembly
AUGGGGGACACAAAAGCAGCCGAAAACAAUACUAAAGGCGCUGCGACUUUACUGCAUUAUUUGGCUGUCACACUUGAAGAAAAUCAAAAAGAGUUAAUCAAUUUUAUGGAUGAAUUACCACAUCUGGAAUCGGCUGCCAGAGUAUCGGUUGUAACAGUUAUGGCUUCAGUUAAUAAUUUGGCGACUGGAGUUUCACACAUAAGAGAAGAAAUACAUGCUCUUAAAAAAAUUAAAAAACUACAGAAUAAUGAUCGAUUUGUUGAAGUGAUGGGUGAAUUUGUGGAAUUCAUCGAACCAACAGUUACAAAAAUACGAGAUUUGGCAAAAAAAUUGGAUAAUGAAUUAAAACAGCUGCUAGUUUAUUAUGGUGAAGAUCCGUCGUCCACAAAACCCGAAGAUUUCUUCAAACUUAUUGUAUCUUUUGCUUCAUAUUUUGCUAAAGCGAGAAUGGAAAACGAAGAAUUACGGAAAAAAGCUGAAAAAGAAAGAGAAAGGGAGAGAAAUCGACUGGUAAACCGACGCCCAUCAGAUACUUCGAGUGUUAGCAGCUCUAUUGCCGGGAAAGGUGAUUUUGAUGAUGCUAUUCGAGAAUUAAGAUCGGGUCUUCGAAGAGGUCGUGGUCGACCUGUCUCGAAAGUAUUUAUGGAUGUGCAAGUAGAAGAAUCACCAAAUAGUUUGGCAAGUUCCAAUCUUACAGAAAAUUUCUGA